This is a messenger RNA of Theobroma cacao (cacao), 2479 nucleotides long. It is a transcript of the gene PSL4, whose product is annotated as calmodulin-binding protein. Gene Ontology annotation, cellular component: glucosidase II complex. Gene Ontology annotation, biological process: N-glycan processing. Lineage: Eukaryota; Viridiplantae; Streptophyta; Magnoliopsida; Malvales; Malvaceae. The record is from RefSeq and is a predicted model, not a curated record.
GUCCUGGAAAGAAACGACACGUCGUUUGAGCCCUGAAACGUAUGCCCCCUCUCCCCUAGUCGCUCCCAGAGCCAGUGUAGUCGUUGUUGUCUCUGGCCCUCUGCUGCGUCACAACACAGAAAUUACGUAAUACUUUGGGUGACAAUCGUCGAAAGCAAAGCAGAAAAAAUUUUGAUUGCACAAGAUGAGAGUAUAUUUCAAUUUUAUGUUCAUUCUCCUUGUGUUGUGCAUAGCUUCAUGUUUUAGAUCAGCUUCUUGUGCUGUCAAGCACCCCUUCCUCGGAAUUUCUCCUCAAGAUGAGAAGUACUACAAGUCAUCAUCGGAUUCCAUCAAAUGCAAAGACGGAUCCAAGAAAUUCUUCAAAUCGCAGCUCAAUGAUGACUUCUGCGAUUGCCCUGACGGCACCGAUGAGCCUGGUACAUCGGCCUGCCCAACUGCAAAAUUUUACUGCCAGAAUGCUGGACAUCUUCCGCAAUUCUUAUUUUCUUCUAGAGUGAAUGAUGGUAUCUGUGAUUGUUGUGAUGGGAGUGACGAGUAUGAUGGUCAAGUGAAGUGCCCCAAUACCUGCUGGGAGGCUGGCAAAGUGGCUAGAGAUAGGCUGAUCAAAAAGAUCACUACCUAUAAGGAGGGGGUUACACUGCGAAAGCUGGAAAUUGAACAGGCUAAAAUAGCUAUAGCCAAAAAUAAAGCAGAACUAACAAAGCUUAAAGAUGAGGAGAAGAUAUUGAAGGGCCUUGUUCAAGAGCUUAAAGAACGUAAAGAACAGAUAGAGAAGGCAGAGGAGAAAGAGAGGCUGCAGAAAGAGAAGGAAGAGAAGGAAAAAAGAGAAGCUGAGGAAGCUUUAAGGGAGAAAACGAAAGCUGAGGAGGAAGGGAAGGUGGAAAAUGAAAAAGUUGAGCAAGAUGCUAGAAGUGAAGACAAACCAACAGAAAGUACACACGAUGAUACAAUUGGUAACAUUGAGGAUUCUUCUUUAAAUGAGGACCUCAAAGUACAUGACAGUUAUGAUGAUCCAGCACCAGAAGUUGAAAAUGAUGAUACUUCCAAAACUGAAGGAGCUCCACUUAAUAGUAUAGAGGAGCAUGUGUUAGAAAAUGAACAUGGGCCUGCUUCGGCAAAACAUGAGGAUGAUUCUGCUGUUGCAGCUGAUAUUGAUCAUGAUGCUGGAAGCAAAGUAUCACCUGAUGAAGUCAAGAAAGUGGAGAGUGAAGCAUCUGAAAAUACGGAAGGAUUGUCAAGGGAAGAGUUAGGUCGCCUUGUUGCUUCCCGUUGGACUGGAGAAAGUAAUGAGAAUCAAGGUGGCACCAAUGAUAAUUCUGAUGACAGCCAUGAAGAGAUGCUGAAGGACACACAUGAUGAGCAAUAUGACGGAUAUGCUUCUGAUACUGAUGAGGAUAUUGGAAAAUAUGAUGACAGUGGAAAAUAUGAUGAUGAUAAUGAUAUAGAUGAUGAAGUAGAUGAAGGUUAUGAAGAGGAGAAUCAUGAUGAUAUGCCUUCGUACAAAUCUGACUUAGAUGAUGAACCUGACUUGUCAGAUACAACGUCCACAAAUAACCCAUCUUGGUUGGGGAAGAUACAACAAACAGUGAGGAAUAUUCUACAGGCUGUUAAUUUAUUCCAAAAGCCAGUAAACAUAUCAGAGGCUGCUCAUGUACGCAAGGAAUAUGAUGAAUCCAGUGCGAAGCUAUCUAAAAUACAGUCAAGGAUAUCAAGUUUGACACAAAAGCUAAAACAUGACUUUGGACCAGAGAAGGAGUUCUACUCAUUCUAUGAUCGUUGUUUUGAGAGCAAGCAGAAUAAGUAUGUUUACAAAGUGUGCCCAUACAAACAAGCUUCUCAGGAGGAGGGCCACGCCACUACUCGUUUGGGGCGUUGGGACAAAUUUGAGGACUUGUACCGGAUGAUGGUAUUUUCAAAUGGAGAUAAGUGCUGGAAUGGCCCAGAUAGGAGUAUGAAGGUGAAAUUACGAUGCGGUUUGAAAAACGAGAUCACUGAUGUUGAUGAACCAAGCCGUUGCGAAUAUGUAGCUUUGUUGUCUACACCAGCUCUUUGCGUGGAAGAUAAGCAAAGGGAGCUGCAACAAAAACUAGAUUUGAUGAACAAAGAACAACCUCAGGAACAUGAUGAACUUUGAGGAGCCUGAACAGAAUUUUUGCAGAUGCACUAGAGGAUUUGGACUCCGUAACUAAUCUAUUCUUGGAAGGCGUAUCAGUGUAAUUUUAGAGAUGUAAAAUGUGGCCUUUCCGAGCUGGUAGGCUGAAGAAUUUCAAGCAAUAUCUGAGGUGGCCUCCUGAAAAUUUUUUUCCUAGUGGAGUAUGCUUCAUUAUUGCAAUUACACGGGUGGAUUGAGGUGCAAUUAUUAUUUGUCUGGCUAAAAAACUGAUUUUGGUAACAUUAGUGCUGUCAUAUAUACUUGAAUAUCUGCAUAGAAUAAUUAUAAAGAUACUAAUAGUCAAAGAUGACAUUAGUUCCAGUGACC